Molecule: messenger RNA, 873 nt
Organism: Elephantulus edwardii (Cape elephant shrew)
Lineage: Eukaryota; Metazoa; Chordata; Mammalia; Macroscelidea; Macroscelididae
Gene: C1QTNF1
Product: C1q and tumor necrosis factor related protein 1
Exons: 3
Coding region: 1-873 (290 amino acids)
Molecular function (GO): protein binding
Source: RefSeq, a predicted model, not a curated record
AUGGGUGCUCGGGCCCUGGGACCCCUGCUGGGCUGCUGUCUGCUGCUGACCCUCGUCUGUGGCCCAGCGCUGGGCCGAGUGCCCCGUGAUCAGCAAACUGAACAGGAACACGAGGUGACCCCAGAAGACACCACGGCAGAGGGGACCAAGGAACCACCGCCCCCACUGGACCCCACUGAGAGGACUGAAGAAGACCGUGAGCGAUACGGCGCCCACCGGAACGCAGAGCUGCCUGCUUCUAGAUGCUUCCGCUGCUGUGACCCCGGGGCCCCCGUGUACCAGCCGCUGCCGGUGCCCCAGAUCAACAUCACCAUUCUGAAAGGUGAGAAGGGUGACCGAGGGGAUCGAGGCCUCCAGGGGAAGUUCGGCAAGACAGGCUCGGCGGGCGCCCGGGGCCACACGGGCCCCAAGGGGCAGAAGGGCUCGGUGGGCGCCCCGGGGGACCGCUGCAAGAGCCACUACGCGGCCUUCUCGGUGGGCAGGAGGAAGCCGCUGCACAGCAAUGACUACUACCAGACCGUGGUCUUUGACACGGAGUUCGUCAACCUCUACGGCCACUUCAACAUGUUCAUGGGCAAGUUCUACUGCUACGUGCCGGGCAUCUACUUCUUCAGCCUCAACGUGCACACGUGGAACCAGAAGGAGACGUACCUGCACAUCAUGCGCAACGCGGAGGAGGUGGUGAUCCUGUACGCGCAGGUGAGCGAGCGCAGCAUCAUGCAGAGCCAGAGCCUGCUGCUGGAGCUGCGCGAGCAGGACGCCGUGUGGGUGCGCCUCUUCAAGGGCGAGCGCGACAACGCCGUCUUCAGCGACGAGUUCGACACCUACAUCACCUUCAGCGGCUACCUGGUCAAGCCGGCCGCGGAGCCCUAG